GAGCGCGGCGGCGGCGGGGCCGGAGGGUGGGCGUUGGCUGGCCGGCUGGCUGGCGCGAGAUGGCGGCGGCGGCCUUGUACCUGGAGCACUACCUGGACAGCAUUGAAAACCUCCCUUGUGAGUUGCAAAGGAACUUCCAACUUAUGCGUGAGCUGGAUCAGAGAACAGAAGACAAGAAAGCAGAAAUCGACAGUCUUGCUGCUCAGUACAUUUCAACAGUGAGGAGUUUGUCAUCAGAGCAACGGGUGGAAAUCCUGCAGAAGAUUCAGAAUGCCUACGCAAGAUGCAAAGAGUACAGUGAUGACAAAGUGCAGCUGGCCAUGCAGACCUAUGAGAUGGUAGAUAAGCACAUUCGACGGCUGGAUGCUGACCUGGCACGAUUUGAAGCUGAUCUGAAGGAUAAGUUGGAAGGCAGUGACUUUGAAAACCCUGCAACGCAAAACCUAAAAAAGGGGCGAACUCCAAAGGAUAAGAAAAGCUCUCGGGGUCGGGGCCGGCGAACAUCCGAAGAAGAUGUCCCAGUAAAAAAGAAACCAAAACGAAGGUCUGAAUUAGCUGAUACCAUCCUGUCGGUUCAUCCUUCAGAUGUCCUAGAUAUGCCGGUGGAUCCCAACGAACCAACGUAUUGUUUGUGUCACCAAGUAUCCUAUGGAGAAAUGAUCGGCUGCGACAAUCCUGAUUGCCCAAUCGAAUGGUUCCAUUUUGCUUGUGUGGACCUCACCACGAAACCCAAAGGGAAAUGGUUUUGUCCUCGCUGUGCUCAGGAGAAGAAAAAGAAGUAGAAUGGGAAUGUACAGUCCGAAA
Molecule: messenger RNA, 804 nt
Organism: Podarcis muralis (Common wall lizard)
Lineage: Eukaryota; Metazoa; Chordata; Lepidosauria; Squamata; Lacertidae
Gene: ING5
Product: inhibitor of growth family member 5
Biological process (GO): regulation of DNA-templated transcription; positive regulation of apoptotic signaling pathway
Cellular component (GO): nucleus
Molecular function (GO): chromatin binding
Source: RefSeq, a predicted model, not a curated record